Molecule: messenger RNA, 594 nt
Organism: Morchella importuna
Lineage: Eukaryota; Fungi; Ascomycota; Pezizomycetes; Pezizales; Morchellaceae
Exons: 2
Coding region: 1-594 (197 amino acids)
Source: RefSeq, a predicted model, not a curated record
AUGGAAUCCAUCCAUGGAAACUACCCGACGUUUGAAAUAGCCUGGCGCGCAAAUAAAUUCAUGAAGAUAGUGCGACAUGCGCCAAGGGGUUCGGUGCCCAAAGUGGUCAACAGAAAACUCAUAGCGGAUCGCGGUAAAGCGGAUGGAAUUGGAAAUGCACUUGCUCUCAUUCAGGCCUUUUCAAUCGUGUUCCAGUGCUUCUUCCGCAAGAUGAAGGGACUGACAGUCACCUUGCUCGAGUUUCACGUUGUCGUCCAGGUAUUGUGUUCACCUAGCACCACGGAGGAGAAGGGCAUUCUAGCAGUUAUCGAAACGAUCCCGAAUAUUAAUAUGAGGGACCGGCGCGACCUUGAGGAAGCGCUUACAGAGCCUAUAUCUGGCAAAGACGCCGACGGAGCUAAUACUUUGCCACCGCCUGGCGGCCUGUUUAGCCGGUCCACUCUAGCCGAAAUCUGUGAGCGUUUGAAAGGAUUGGCAGAAGGUGACAUGUGGGAGUCCUUUCUCAGGUUAGAAAUUUUACGUAGGCAUAGAGCCACUCGCCCUGCACAUUUCAUAACUUACUCCAUAUACGGUGCUGCACAUAGCAUUGCAUGA